AUGCUCUCCCAUCAGAGUGUCUCACCAGCUAUCUAUGACAACUUUAAUCGUCAUGCCAACCUAAGGCUCUUCCCCCAAGAGCAGACAAACCUGAGCGAAUUAGGUAUCACAAUGCCACCAAAUCAUGCGGCCCGUGUUGGACAGUUCAAGACAUUCACUUUGCCCGAGAAAGUGACAGGGUCUCCUACAGACGUCCAAAUGGGAAAGGAUAUGAUCGACGCGUGGCGCGAGGAUGGUAUCCUGCAGGUUUCAAUGAGUCCUAGACAGCAGGAUCUCUGUGAUAAAGCCUUCACUGCUAGUAGACGAUUCUUUGCAAAGCCUUCCAGCGAAAAAGCUGCUUGUGUGGAUACCCAGAGCUACUCCGGCUAUAUUGCUUCUGGGGAGGAGAUUACAGAUGGGAUUGCUGAUUAUUCAGAGAUAUUUACGGUCACUAAGGAUCUACCCCUAGAUGAGCCUCGAGUACAAGCAAAGUGGCCUUGCCAUGGUCCUUGCCCUUGGCCAGAUGUUGAUAUGAGGACCCCUAUACAAUAUUAUAUGGACUCCUUGGAUAAUAGCGGAGAAACACUGCUACAGCUGAUUGAAUAUGGACUUGGUCUGGAUCCUUCGACUCUGACUUCCUUAACUAAGGAUGGAUGGCACCAUCUCCGUGCCCUUAGGCUCCCUCCAAUGAAUGAUACUAACGGAAGGGGAAAAGAUGGCCGCGGUAUUGGGUCUCAUACGGACUACGGCCUCUUAGUUAUUGCAGCCCAAGAUGAGGUUGGAGGCCUAUUUGUUCGGCCCCCUGCGGCCGAUGAGAAGCCGGAGAAUUGGAAGAAGAGCGCUGCUGGCUUCCGUGAAGACGAUGAAGGAUGGGUCUAUGUACCACCUAUCCCGGGAGUUUUCACAGUAUUCCCAGGGGAUAUGAUGCAGUUUAUGACCGACUCGUACCUACCGUCCACUCCCCACAAGGUUGGUCUUAAUACCCGCGAGUGCUUCGCCUUUGCCUACUUCCAUGAGCCUAGCUUCCAAGCUACGGUCUCCCCAGUUGUGAAGCUUCAUAAUGGUCAGCAUCUGGAUAAUGGCCAGUCUCCAGAUGAGAAAAUCCAUUACGGAACCCACUUCACCAAUAUGUUCAUGAGGAACUAUCCUGAUCGGGUAACAACGAAGAGAAUUCUAAGCGAGGAUCGAUUGAAGUUAUUGGAUCUGCCUGAGCUGAGAACCCAAUAG
Molecule: messenger RNA, 1206 nt
Organism: Penicillium griseofulvum
Lineage: Eukaryota; Fungi; Ascomycota; Eurotiomycetes; Eurotiales; Aspergillaceae
Product: Oxoglutarate/iron-dependent dioxygenase
Exons: 4
Coding region: 1-1206 (401 amino acids)
Molecular function (GO): dioxygenase activity
Source: RefSeq, a predicted model, not a curated record